UUUUUUCAGAGUGGAGCUGGAGAAUGUUUGUUUGGUUUGAGUGGUUUUAUCAGUGACACUGGUUGGAUUGGUAUCAGAAGAUUAUUAGCAAAUACUCAAUCUCUCCCUUUCCAAACAGCAGAAAUAAUUAUUUCGCACUUGGAUCAACAUGGCUACUGACGAUAUAAAAAAAAGCUAUGAAGAACUUGAUAAUGACAGAAUUUCAGCCAAAUCCAAGGAGGACAAUGAUUCACCUGCGAUUAAUGGGAACAAUAGUGUUGAAGCAAAACGUGGCAUAGAUGACGAGUUUGAAGAUGAUGGCCAAUGCGGCUGGGGUGCCAUUAAACCAGAUUGCGCUCAGAAAUUCAACAACGCACCAGGAUUUUUAUUCUUUGCCUGUUUGUUCGCAAUCACCCAGGGUAUGACCGUAAACGGCAUAAUCUACGUCGUUACAACCACAAUUGAAAAGCGCUUUGAUCUUCCAAGCGUGAAGAGUGGAUUUAUAUCAAGCUGUUACGAUGUUGCAGUAAUGGUGGUGAUUGUGUUUGUGACAUACUUUGGCGAGAACAGUCAUAAACCUCGCUGGAUCGGUUUAGGUGCAUUGCUAUUCGCCGCCGGUUCUUUGCUUUUUACGACUCCUCAUUAUCUGACGCCUUUUUAUGACUUUCAGUCAACAGAUUUCAAAACGUGUGACAGAAAUAGUAGUAGGACAGAAGAUUGUGAUGAUGACUCUUCAAGCUACUCCAAAUACUAUGCCAUUUUUGUUGUGGCUCAGCUACUACACGGCGUGGGAGCGUCACCUCUUUAUACGCUUGGUGUUACGUACAUUGAUGACAAUGUCCCACAAAAAAUGACAGCAUUUUACCUUGGUAUCUUGAAUGCAUCCUCGUUAUUAGGCCCUGCAAUUGGGUACCUGCUAGGGGGCGUGUUCCUGUCAAUCUAUACCGAUGUCAGAGUCGACACAUCAAUGCUUGGAAUUGACAGCAGCAGUCCAUUGUGGGUUGGUGCAUGGUGGUUGGGAUUGUUGCUAAGUUCUUCGUUGUCCUUUUUUGUUGCAAUACCUUUCCUAGGCUUUCCAAAAUUUAUACCAGGGCAUAAAGAGUUAGCUAAAGAACGUGUUUCUGAAGCACAUUGCGGAUCAAACUUCCAAGUGCGCGCAGGAUUCGGUAACAGCUUACGUGACUUCCCAAGGGCCGUAAUUCAACUUAUCAAGAAUGUUCCAUUUAUGUUCAUUAAUUUGUCUGCGAUUACGGAGUGGUUUCUUCUGGCCGGGUUUGCUGUGUUUGCUCCCAAGUUUGUUGAAUCUCAGUUCAGUUUGUCCUCGAGUUGGGCUGCCAUACUUGUAGGUCUAAUAAUUAUCCCAGCAUCCAUUGGGGGAGCAGUGGCUGGUGGUUGGUUUGUCAAGCACUUCAAACUCAGGUUCAGAGGUAUGAUUAAAUUCUGCCUGGGGGCGCUGUUCAUAUCAUUUCUUUGCAUCGGUGCUUUUCUUGUUAACUGUCCUGAUGUAGACUUUGCAGGUGUUACUGUUGCCUAUGGAAACUCAAGCAUUGACAUCACUAAUGAGGAUGCUAACUUGGAUUCACUCUGCAACAACAACUGUGCGUGUUCUACGCAGUUCAACCCGGUUUGUGGAACCGAUAAUAUCAUGUAUUUCAGUGCUUGUCAUGCGGGAUGCGCUACAAUCAAGUCAGAGGAUGACACUGCUGAUGAGACUUACAGUGACUGUACAUGUGUAGAAGCAAUUAAUGGCUCUUCAGAGGCAGUGCUGGGUAAAUGCACCACAAACUGUCCAUACCAAGGUGUAUUUCUCGCCUUCUUAUUCCUGUUGAUGUUCACUACAAUUCUAGCUGUUGUACCUUCACAGACAGCAACACUCAGGUGUGUACCUCACUCACAGCGUUCAUUUGGCCUUGGCUUGCAGUCUUUAUUAUGGAGAGCAUUCGGGUCUGUGCCCGGUCCAGUGAUAUUUGGUGCUGUGAUUGAUAAGACCUGCAUCUUGUGGGAGGAUUCUUGUGGUAGUCAGGGCUCCUGUUGGUUAUACAGCAAUCGAAUGUUCAGUCGCUACUCGCUUUACAUUGGGCUUGCUGUUAAGGUAUGCUCACUUGUGUUUCUCACAUUAGCACUAAUCACGUACAAACCGCCACCAGAAUCACCACCGCCAGAGAAAGCUGAUCGACAGUGGUCGACCUCAUCGAGUGACCAGAUCACAUGUGUCAACUACAAAGAGAGUAAUAGUACUAAGUUAUAGUUGCAUUGUGGGAUUGUUUGAUAGGGUGAUGAUGGUGAUAAUGAUUUUAACAUUGUAACUCCAAAUAAAGGGGAUCUGCAGUGCAAUAAAUACAAAUCAUAUUUUUAGUGGUCUAAAAUUACCUAUACAGUAUAAGUAAUUGAAAAUUAACUAUGAGAGAGAAAAGAAGAUAUGUUUUAACUCAAAUUAAUGAUGUCAUACAGAGGUCAUUGGCCUGUUACUUAUGGAACCUUGAGAGGGUGUAGAUGAUCUAGAUUUAUAUAGAGUUUUAAAAAACACUACUUAUUGUAGUUAUUAUGCAAAUGAAGUUAACAAUAUGUUUGGCAAUAAAUAACAGUGUUCAUUGACAAAUUCACCAGGGUAUUUUUCAAUGAAGUCUGUUGUGAUGUAGUUAGUAUCAUGCCCAAUAUCAUGUUUAAUAGAUGCUGCAAAUUGUAAGAACAGCCACAAGAGGGCAGCAUUUAUGAAUAAUUAGAAAAAUUACUAUAGGUUGAGUACAGAUCUACUCGAUAGAGGUUUUAAAAGUAUAAAAUUAUUCAAAACCUAUAUUUUUAAAGCUCAAUAAUCAUGAAUAUUUUGGACAUGUGUUCUGAAAUAGAUUCUUCUAUAAGUGGACUAAGUAAUUCAAUUAAACCUUCACAUUCUGCACUCCUGUUUAUUUUUGAACUUUUAUUAAGUGAUAUCUAUAUAAAUCUAUGAUAUAUUGCCUUAACUCAUCAUGCGGGACAGUCUUACAUUCUCUGCACAAGUAGAUUUGGUCAAAUUCAUCCUAGAAUCCAUGAGACGUACGAAGGAGAACAUUCUCCCAUGCGCAGAUGACUUACAGGGUUGUCAUUACGUUCUGUCCUUCCGCGUUGUGCAAUUUAAAGUUCUCAUUUUUCUACCUCCACUUAACUAUUAUUAAAGUACUGGAAAUAUGAUUGUUGUUAUUUCAUGAAGACUCUCAAUGAUUACUAAGUUGCAAAACUGUACAGAUUAUUAGUAUUCAUAUAUAUCACUGCUGUUAAGUGUCUGAGCAUGUGCUGUGACCAUAUUGACAUUAUAUUUUUGUAUAAAAUGAAUAAUUAUUUCAUUCACAGUAUAUCAUAUAAAUAAUAAUUGUUAAUAAUUAUAUAUAAUUGCACAUUCUAUUUGAUAGUUGAGAUGAAUAACACAAUUGUGCGCAUGAUAAAAUAAUUCAAAGUGUCUUCUUGAAAUUUAUAGCCUGUAUAUUUUGUAAUAACAUGAUCAAAGUAUUUUGCAAACAAAUGUUUGAGAUAUUAAGUGUAAAUACCAAUAAUAUUGUGAGUGCAAAGAAUAAUAGUUAUUAUGCAAUCACUGACAAUAUCUCAACUAAUUAAAUCUUAAUCAUUUGUUUUAAGAAGUAUAUUAGAAGUGGAAAUGUAUGUAUAUAUUGGGGGUUUCAUUUACAGAAAAAAUAUUUGUAGUGCACUUUCCUAUAUAUAAAAUUGGUUGAGUUAUUCAACCCACCUAAAUGCAAUUAAAGUAUUAUGAUGAUAUGUGCUUUUUGGUUCUAUGAGAAAGGGUAUUUUGAGAAGGAGCCCGUAUUAUUACUCAGUACUUGUGUUUGGGCAUAUUACUCGAGGCCUAUGAAGGCAAUGUAAUUAUAUCAGAUACAUAAUUAAAGCUAAGAUAGUGAUGUAAAGGAGAGAAAUAAUGGCCCAUUUCAGACAGAACUGCAAUAUUGCAGUAAGCACGCCGGCAUGGGUUUCUGUAUGAAAGAGUUGAUAUGCCAAUAUGCCAGCUUACUUUAGGCCACUUUGCACCCUAGAAAUAUUUCCGCAAUAUUGCGGUUACGAUUACUUGCUCUGUCUGAAAGGGUCUACUUGAAAUUGCGGCAAUCAAGCCGGGGUGUGCAUUUAUGCAUAAACAAACAAGGUUAAAGUUGAAAACAAUUGCGCGGUGGUAUUUAAAUGGCCAAUAUUACGCCAUUCUAUAGGACCCUUUCAGACAGAAAAGCAUAAGAUUACCGCAAUAUUGUGGUAACAAAGGCGCUGCGUGAAAGGGUAUGGACCAGUUAUGACGACAUUCUUACCACAAUAUUGCGGCAACAUCUGAAGUGGGCUAAUAAUUUUGACAUCAUUUUGAAAUUUAUUGAUGAAAAUACAUAUUUUUUUUGUUGAAUUUUUGUAGAUGAAGCAGUUUCCUUUUAAGUUUAAUAAAGUUUUAAUAGAAUUUUA
Anneissia japonica is the source of this 4407-nucleotide messenger RNA. Its product is annotated as solute carrier organic anion transporter family member 4A1-like. The transcript has 11 exons. Gene Ontology annotation, molecular function: protein binding. The coding region runs from base 149 to 2227 and encodes 692 amino acids. Gene Ontology annotation, cellular component: membrane. The record is from RefSeq and is a predicted model, not a curated record. NCBI's taxonomy places the organism in Eukaryota, Metazoa, Echinodermata, Crinoidea, Comatulida, Comatulidae. Gene Ontology annotation, biological process: transmembrane transport; sodium-independent organic anion transport.